CAUGCCCCAUCCUCAGGAUGUAAUUAUUGAGAAGCUACAAAAGCAAUCCACCUGAACGCCAAAGAAUUUGUUAGAAGAACACCAAUAACCACCUACUGGAAGAGAUUUUUCGGGGAACUGAUGGAGAUGCUCUUAGUGCGGUGCACACGUUGGCUUCUCCUAUCUUUGACCAUCAACAAACAGUUGGCCGGUUUUUCUGCCGCGUCCAGCUGAAAUCUCCAACCAAAAGAAACAGAUCAGCAUGCAUGCAGGAACGAUAGAUGGCAAUUGGCUGGAAUAAACGAUCCCGAGACAAUACAGAUAAGCUGAUUUGUGUUCCUUUGCGCGAUCCAAUCGCCCCAGGGCAAAAUCACGCGAGGUAAUCUGUUGUUCCUUUGCGCAAUCCAAACGACCAGCCCCCUCCGGUUGUUCUCUCUGGUUCAAUCAUUCAUGGCAGCACAUGUCUGUUCCCUUUGAUAAGAAGAUCGAUUGAUUCUCUCGACCCGCGACGAGAUCGAGUCUCUGGCUGGCUCAUCUGUAUGAUGGUUCUUGAGGUUGCAGUUCGCCGGCGGCGAAUUUAACCGGAUUCUGGCGGCAAAUCUCUUCUCCGACCCUGCGUGCUGUUCCUUGGAUGGUAGUGGAGAGAAAGAUGCAGCCAUCGCCGCCGCCGGAGCACAGGAGGGUGAUCCGCUUCGUGACCUUCCUGGCCCUCUCCCUCCUGGCUUUCUCCUGCUGGGCUCUCGUCAACUCCCGGAUCAACAACGCCAUCCUGAUAGCCGAUGCCGACAAGACGCCAUUGCUCGCCGGCGGUGAUGAUGACAGAGACAGACACAGUACUGGCGGCGACCAUCCUGCGUCGAUCCCGGUGGCUGUGCCAUCCAGUAGUGACUUGAUGGCGGGCGCCGUCAGGAUGGGCGGUCCGGUUGUUCGAGAGACGCCGUUGGCAGAAGGAGGAGGCGAAGAAGAAGGGAGCGAGGGAUCAUGCGACGCGGAGAGCGCGCAGCUCAGGGUGUACUUGUACGACCUGCCGCCGGAGUUCCACUUCGGCAUGCUGGGGUGGGACGGGAAGGAGGGGGAGGCGGCGUGGCCAGACGUCCGUGACCCGGGCGCCGUGCCACACUACCCCGGCGGGCUGAACCUACAGCACAGCGUCGCGUACUGGCUCACGCUUGACAUACUGUCCUCCACCCUGCCCCACAGUCCGGACGGCGGCGGCGGCGGCACGAGCAGGCCUUGCGUCGCCGUCAGGGUGACAAACGCCAGCCUCGCGGACGUCUUCUUCGUGCCCUUCUUCGCGUCGUUGAGCUACAACCGGCACUCGAAGCUCCGGGGGAGGGAUAUGGUGAGCAGGAACAGGAUCCUGCAGGCCGAGCUGGUGAGGUACCUGAUGAGGCAGGAGGAGUGGAGGAGGUGGGGCGGCAAGGACCACCUCGUCGUCCCUCACCAUCCCAACAGCAUGAUGCAGGCCAGGAGGAAGCUCAGCGCCGCCAUGUACGUGCUCUCCGACUUCGGGAGGUACCCGCCGGACGUCGCAAACCUGAAGAAGGACGUCAUUGCUCCUUACAUGCACGUGGUCCGGUCUCUCGGGGACGACGAAUCGCCGGCGUUCGAACAGCGGCCAGUCCUGGCUUACUUCCAAGGAGCCAUUCACAGGAAAGAUGGUGGAAAGGUUCGUCAGAAGCUGUACCAGCUUCUCAAGGACGAGAAAGACGUGCACUUCACCUACGGGAGCGUCCGGCAGAACGGGAUCAGGCGCGCCACCAAAGGCAUGGCAUCGUCCAAGUUCUGCCUGAACAUCGCCGGCGACACGCCCUCCUCGAACCGCCUCUUCGACGCCAUCGUCAGCCACUGCGUCCCCGUCAUAAUCAGCGACGAGAUCGAGCUCCCUUUCGAGGACGUCCUCGACUACUCGGAGUUCUGCGUGUUCGUCCGUGCGUCGGAUGCUGUGAGGCAGGGCUCCCUGCUGCGCAUUCUCCGAGGCGUGACCAGGGACCAGUGGACUACCAUGUGGAGAAGGCUGAAGGAGGUGGCUCAUCACUUUGAGUACCAGUACCCUUCGAAGCCCGAUGAUGCUGUUCAGAUGAUAUGGGGAGCCGUGGCUCGCAAGAUGCAUUCUCUGAAGCUGCAGCUCCACAAGACUGGCAGGUAUCAGAGAACACAUUCAGAUUCAUGAAAUGUCUAGCUAUUUGGAGCUAGCUUGCAGUUUUGAUCCCAAGUGAGAG
This is a messenger RNA of Triticum urartu, 2201 nucleotides long. Its product is annotated as putative arabinosyltransferase ARAD1. Gene Ontology annotation, molecular function: glycosyltransferase activity. Lineage: Eukaryota; Viridiplantae; Streptophyta; Magnoliopsida; Poales; Poaceae. The record is from RefSeq and is a predicted model, not a curated record.